Molecule: messenger RNA, 3947 nt
Organism: Plectropomus leopardus (leopard coralgrouper)
Lineage: Eukaryota; Metazoa; Chordata; Actinopteri; Perciformes; Serranidae
Gene: borcs6
Product: BLOC-1 related complex subunit 6
Biological process (GO): lysosome localization
Cellular component (GO): BORC complex
Source: RefSeq, a predicted model, not a curated record
GUUCUGUUGAGGUUCGUGGGGAAGGAUUUUUAUAUCGGACUCGGUUGUUGCUUACAUUUUUGUGAACAGGAACUACACUGCAGGUGGAGGGAUGAGUCUCUCCCCUGUGAUUGGCACUGAAGUGCCAGAAACAGCUAACGGGGUUGUGACACCCGUCUCUUCAGAGAACGGCCCUCAUGUCCCAGUUCCGGGGAAAUAUGGGGGGAGCAGAGUACCUUGUCCUGGAGAGGAUUCAGAGGACAGAACCCUUGAAUACACAGAGAACCACAUAGAUGUGGAAAACAGAGUUUACGAUGGCGAAGGCUGCUUGGACACAGAGACGUACAAUAAUGGGAGAACGUCUAGUUUAUCAUUACACACCUCUAAUGUGACAGACCCCUCCCUCCCUGCUGCCACAUGCACAGGAGACUCAGAGGACUCAGAAUCAGGCUCCAAAGACACAGACAUUCACGAGGCCUCUUACACCGUUGAGCCUCCUGGUGAAGCUCUGCUGUGGGACCCAGCACAGCAAGCACACACCAAAGAGUCAUCUCAGCGAGGAGGUCCUGCCACCACAGACAGACAGCAUACAGAGACUGUAGAUGCAGACACCGACAGCAGAGAGGAAGAGGAAGAUGGAGAGAAGGAGAAACAGGAUGAGGAGGAUGAUGAGAAAAAUGAAAAGAAGUGGAUCAGUCAGCGUGCAGGAGGGAGAACAGAGGUGGAGUCUUCACGACACUACUCCUCCUCAGCCCCUGGUCCCAGCACUUCGUCCUCUUCCUCUCCUCCACCUCCUCUUCUUCCCUCAGACGACAUCCCCUGCCCUCCCCACGUCAUGGCCCAGGUCUGGGUACGCAACGUCCGGGGAAUGCAGGACAGCAAGAGUCUAGAUGAAAUCAGCCAAGCAUGUGGAGGUGGUUCGGGAGCCCGGGGAGGCGGCAGAGGUGGCCAAUCAGAGGGUCGACGGGCCACAAUUUCCUCAGCUCUGGAACUGGAGGGGACGGUCAGCCAUGAGGGCGACCUGACCAACUUCAUCACCAAGAACUUGGAGCAGAAAAUCAAGAUGAGCUCCAAGCCUAGUCUGGACUGCAGUGACUCGGACUGUUCGGGUCCCAUCUACCGAAGCCGGGGGUUGUCACGGAGACCUGCAGACAUUCCUCCCAUUGAUCCAGCUGUCCUGUUGGAUCUUCAGAGACACACACAGGAAGUGGCGCACAGUGUGGAGAUGAUGAUGCGGAGCCUCAAUGGAACCAUCCAGAAUAUGACGGCCCUGAGUGUGGGCUACAUCCAGACGUACAGAGACUCUGUUGACAGCCUGGGAGAGUCUGUGGACAUGAGUAUAAAGGGCAUGUACACUCUGAUGGCUCGCUGCGAGGAGUUGGAUCGUUCCAUGCAGCCCAUACACACCCUGGCUGCACAGAUCCGUGACAUCAAACGCACCCUGGAUGCUCUGGAGGCGAUCUGCAAGUAACCCCAACGGUCCGGUACAAAUACACACCCAGCUGCAAAGAUCCAACAUCAAACACAUCCUGAAAGAGGCUGUCUGCAAGUAAACCCACCUUUCUGCAGGUAGCACACACACACUGCAGCAAAGUUUAACGCACCUCUGGAAUUCUAGAACUAUUGCUACUAGGCAUGCUGGAUGAUUGGCGCUCUUAAGUCCCUCCGCUUAUUCAUCAUAUGAAGAUUUGAAGACCAUGUUUGUGUUGUGAGAUUUCAUCUGAAUUGCGCGUGAUGUGCUCUCGGAGCUGAGCUUUUUGCUUUUUUUUUUUUUUUUUGAAAAGCACUCUCACUUCCUCUAAUGAAGUUGUCGUGAAACAAAAUCUCACAAAUUAACCAGUUUUGGAGACACUUGAUCAAGUGCCCCAAACAAACACACGCACACACACACAGAAAAAACAGAUCCUUCAGCACGUGUUGGUAGAUGGCGCCUUUUCCCAGUCGGAGGAGGAACAGUGUGUCAUUAUCCGUCCAGCCUGCUUUGUUCAGAUUGCACUAAUGCUUCUCCCCACAUGGGGGCGAUGUUUCUCUCUCUCUGUCUCUUCUGUCAUGGAGAGGCCAGUCUGAACUGCUCAGACGACAGUGACUCUUGCACAGGAACAGACAGUCUAUUUUUUAAUCUUAUGCAACAAAGAUCAGAUUCUUUCACUGCAGGCUAAAUGACUGUCUGUUUGUCUUUUUUAAUGUUUAUUUAUUCAGUUCUCUCAGCAUGCUUUUUCAGCUACUCUGUGUCACUGGGAACUGACCAGUACAGCCAGAUUUCUUUCUACUGGUGGCCACUGAUCUGCUCCACUGGAGCAUUUGGAGUUUAAGCUCAAAUGCUGCGUGAAGGUAGUUGUUGAAGAUUAUGAAAGUUUUUCACUCUGACUUCUCAGACUGUUUACCAAUUCAAAACUGGCAACCUUUAAAUCAAAUGUCUGCUUCUCUACUUUAAAGCUCCCACCAGCCGUGUGUCAUUGGGCCUAAAGCCUCACUUUCCUUCUCUGUGUCACUGCAUCCAAAGUAUUUUGAGAACAUAAAAAUAUCUUAUGAAACCCACACAGUGGCUUUACACAUUUGAAAAGCAAGGCUGAUAAAUUCAGCCAACUUGAAUAUUUUUCAUGAAAUCUGAAGUCAUUGAAUAUCUCUUAAUGUUCAGGCAUGUAAGUAGCUCAGAAACGGCUCUGAGUGUCAUUAACUGGAUCGUGUUGUUUCAGUUUUGAUGCAGCCAAUUAAAAAAAAAAUCUAUAUGUAUUAUUAGAAGAGCUCAGUUUCAAAACAAAACUUUCAGUCAUGUAUAAAUUAGAUUUAGAUUUGGAUAUAAUUGUAAAUUCUACUCUUAUCAAAUGGUGGACGCCUUCAUUUGGAGCAAAACUACAUUUAUUCUGCUUUGACUACAUUCAUAUUUAAAUCUUGAGGGGGGAAAACUCAGAAAAUGAAAUUCAAAUCAGUUGCGGUUUGCUUCUGAUUGUACUAAACAGUCACAAAGAAACAACAGUUAAAUUUCUGCGCAGCAUGUCUGCGCUUUUGUUUUCUUCAACAUUGAAGAGAUUGGACACUUCGACAAAGGAGGAUUUAAUCUGGGAAACAUCGAUGGAGUCGGGACACGGCCUUCACUUGUGAACUAACGUGGACUAGUAUCACAUUCAGCUGAAGUGAGUAUUUAUUAAUUUACUCUGAUAAAAACCACUGAACAACCGCAGCACUGUCUGUCUCUUGCUCUACCAACAUAAUGCCAUUUGCUCUCAUGGAGCACUGUACUUGGUUUAAUGAAGAGACUGGAUGUCUGUCAUUGCACUGGUGUAGUAGAUCAUUGUAUGUGUACUAGAUUUUCGCACUAAUACUCGUACAUGUACCUAUUACUGAUGGAUUUUGGGAUAUUUCAUUAACGAGACAGAGCAAUACUGCACAAAAAGUAGGUACGCAUUGUAAUCUUGAUUCUGAAUUGUUGUCCGAACUGUCUCCAACACGCACCUGUUAAUGUGUUUUCACCUCUGUGGGAAAAGAUGUUAAUGGCUUCACCAAAAGCUCAGACUGCAUUCUGUGUAAAAAUCUGCUCUUUGUCUCCUUGUCCCUUUCCUCAACCUUUUUGGCAAAAGUUUGUGAAAAUUGUUGGGGAAACAUCAAAUGGGAAUCAUUAAAAAGCUUAAUUUAAAGAACAUAACGGUCCAGGUUCAAUUGAUUAUGCUGAAAUUUACUCCAAACGUGUUUGUUAUUGUAAAGAUGUAAAUGCUCUUUUGCAGAUGUAAAUGUCCAGAGAGCAGACAUUUGGGAGUCUUAGAUUUUGGAGGUGAGAAAGGAUCCUUGAGAUGGGAGAUAUGGGAGCAAAUGUCAUUGUUCAUAGCAUAAAAUGUAUGAUUAAUUAAUUUUCUGUUGUACAAUCAGAUGCACCUGUGUAGAUACGAUCUCUUUCUGUAACUAAAAUGAUUUAGAUACCCUUCGUCUUGAGUGUAUAUUUUAAUGAAAAAUAACAAAUACAUUUACAUGAG